AAGUGCCACGUGUAGGGGUCAGCACUGACACAUUGUCAAAAUGGCAGCGUCAGUGAGAGAAAAACAAAUCGCGGCUUUGAAACGUAUGCUCAAUUUUAAUCAGCCACAGACUAAACAGUCGUCUGCUGAACCACAAUGGAAGAUUCUUGUCUACGACAGGUUUGGUCAGGAUAUAAUAUCGCCGUUAUUGACUGUAAAGGAGUUGAGAGAUAUUGGUGUAACUCUUCAUUUACAACUACACACAGAUCGAGACCCAAUCCCAGAUGUCCCGGCGAUAUACUUCGUACUCCCGACAGAUGAAAACAUCCAAAGAAUAUGCCGUGAUAUGCAGAAUCAGCUGUAUGAAAACUACUAUUUCAAUUUUAUAUCUGCCAUAUCACGUCAGCGUUUAGAGGAUAUCGCUAGUACGGCGAUACAGAGUAACACAGUCGCCCAGGUUUCCAAAGUGUUCGACCAAUAUUUGAACUUUAUAUCUCUGGAGGACAAUCUGUUUACUUUGCGACAUCAAGACCGUGAUUCAAUAUCAUAUUAUGCCAUCAACCGUGGAGAUGUGAAAGACUCUGAGAUGGAGAACAUCAUGGACACCAUUGUUGACAGUUUGUUUUCAGUUUUUGUGACUCUAGGUACUGUACCAAUUAUCCGAUGCCCCAGAGGAAAUGCAGCUGAAAUGGUUGCAGAGAAGCUUGACAAAAAGCUACGUGAGAACAUCCGCGAUGCAAGAAAUAGUUUAUUCACAGCUGACUCUCAACCUGGUCAGUUCAGCUUCCAGCGACCACUGUUGGUGGUACUUGAUCGGAAUCUAGAUCUAGCAACAAUGCUUCAUCACACUUGGACAUAUCAGGCUCUAUGUCACGAUGUGCUGGAUUUUAAACUGAACAGAGUUGAAAUUGAAGAGACGUCUGAAGCAAGGUCUGCAGCAGGAUCUCCACGCCCUAUGAAGAAGAAAAAGACAUAUGAUCUUAGCACUGCCGACAAAUUCUGGGACACAGAGAAGGGAAGUCCAUUCCCAACAGUUGCUGAGGCAGUGCAGGAGGAGCUGGAUGUGUACAGGACACAGGAAGAUGAAGUGAAGAAACUUAAAGCUGCAAUGGGACUUGAAGGAGAAGAUGACUCGGCUAUAAGUAUGUUGUCAGAUAAUACAGCUAAACUUACAUCAGCUGUCAGCUCACUUCCAGAACUUCUUGAAAAGAAACGUCUUAUUGACAUGCACACAAAUAUAGCCACAGCAUUACUUGAUCAAAUCAAAGUCAGAAAGCUUGAUAUAUACUUUGAGUCAGAAGAGAAAAUGAUGAGUAAGUCUGUAUUAGAUAAGACUCUGAUGGACUUGAUAUCUGAUCCCGAAGCAGGGACUCCAGAAGAUAAAGUACGACUGUUUAUCAUUGCACUCAUCUGUGGCCCCCACAUGUCUGAAGCUGAGAUAGACCAAUACUGUGUGGCUCUCCAAGCUGCCAACUGUGACAUAACAGCCAUCCAGUACAUGAGACGCUGGAGAGCCUACUCCAAAAUGACCGUUGCACCAAGUCAGUAUGCUGGGGGUGGCAUCAGCUCUAUUGGAAUGUUCUCAAACCUUGUGUCUAAAGGUUCCCAGUUUGUGAUGGAGGGAGUGAAGAAUCUGGCUGUCAAACGACACAAUCUGCCAGCUACAAGAGUUGUGGAUGCGCUGAUGGAGAUGAAGUCUAAUCAAGAGACUGACGAUUACCGAUACUUUGACCCUAAACUGUUGCGGGCAGAUAGUACAUCCAUUCCCCGAAACAAGUCAGCGUACCAAGAUGCUUAUGUUUUCAUGGUUGGUGGUGGCAACUACAUCGAGUACCAGAACCUCAUGGACUAUGCUAAGUCCAGGUCGACCACAACACAGCGCAAAAUAGUGUAUGGGUGCAGUGACUUGGUGAAUGCCUCCAUGUUUCUCAAACAGUUGGCACAUCUUGGGAAGAAAAUGAUGAUGAUGAUGAUGAUGCUUGAGACUGAUCAUGAUAUAAAGGCUGUAAAUUAUUGUACAUGUUGUAUGUAUUGCUAAUGUUAUUAGAGACUGAUUUUGUCUGUCUGUUGCUCAGAAAUAUUGGCGGUUGAUAUUUGCCUGACCAAACAUAUAGUCAGAUGUUUCUACUGGGACUGGCUGUAUCAUCCACUGUUCCUGAACCUACCCUUAGGUCACCAAGUACUGGAUAUGUAUGGAGAAUUUGAGAUAUAUAAUUAUCUUGAGCUGAAACUACUGUAUUCAAUUUUACUUGGAAGCUUAAUUUUGAUAAAUUUCGUGACAGACCACCUAUGUUUCCAGGUUAAAAUAAUCAGCCAAAUUUAAUAUGAAAUUGUUAUGAUUUUAAAUGUCCAAAUUUUAAAAUGGCCAAAGUUAAAGUUACACAAUCAGCCACAGCCACCAUCUGACUACAGGUAUUUUCAUCAAGUGUUGGUUUAUUGAAUGUCUACCAGUUGUUUCAGCUCUUCUGUUUACAAAAUAUGUGAAGGGUUUUCACUACAAGAACAGGGACACUUAUUCCAAAGUUGAUAAUUGUUACCUUUGGUGCUUGUUCUGCUGUUAUAAUAUUACCAAGUUGGCAUUUUGAUUAUGUAAGAUAAUCACUAGUUUGUGUGGGUUAAAGUAAGUAUUCACUGAUAUGUAAAUGUUAACCGACAUGAAUUUUACAGAAUUAAAUAAUGAAUCGCU
This is a messenger RNA of Haliotis rubra (blacklip abalone), 2665 nucleotides long. RefSeq names its product sec1 family domain-containing protein 1-like. Lineage: Eukaryota; Metazoa; Mollusca; Gastropoda; Lepetellida; Haliotidae. The coding region runs from base 41 to 2017 and encodes 658 amino acids. Gene Ontology annotation, molecular function: syntaxin binding. The transcript has a single exon. Gene Ontology annotation, cellular component: Golgi membrane; cytosol. Gene Ontology annotation, biological process: intracellular protein transport; endoplasmic reticulum to Golgi vesicle-mediated transport. The record is from RefSeq and is a predicted model, not a curated record.